This is a messenger RNA of Zophobas morio, 2243 nucleotides long. Its product is annotated as forkhead box protein N2-like. Lineage: Eukaryota; Metazoa; Arthropoda; Insecta; Coleoptera; Tenebrionidae. Bases 432 to 1727 code for a protein of 431 amino acids. The transcript is spliced from 4 exons. Gene Ontology annotation, biological process: regulation of transcription by RNA polymerase II. Gene Ontology annotation, molecular function: DNA-binding transcription factor activity, RNA polymerase II-specific; RNA polymerase II cis-regulatory region sequence-specific DNA binding. The record is from RefSeq and is a predicted model, not a curated record.
GGGUGCCACCCGGGUGGCGGGCUCCAUUGUGCUCAACUUUCGCGAAUGUCGAAAUUUGUUAGUGGAGGAUCGGGGGCGGCGAAGUUGUUGGGCCGAGGAGAGUGUGCGGCGCGAGUUCGGGUUAAGUAUAAUGCUUUUAGUACCUCUAUUAUUCUUAUACGUAAACAGGAGUCCAACGUUAAGAUCGAUAAUUCUAAUAACAUUUAAUAGUGGUCUUUGUGACAACGCAUCAAGAUUAUAAAAUGUGUAUUUACUGGAAGCACACUUAUGGGGGUGGUUAUUUUCUGUGCGAUGGGUGCUUAUUAAAAUUAAUUUCGCUCAGCUAAACGACUUGGAAGGGAUUUGAAGGAUGGCGAAGAGGAAGAGUAGGGGGAGGAACGAGGAGGAGAUGUGACUGCGAUUAACGGAUUUGCUCACUCAGACGCUCAAAAAUGAAACUGGACAUCUGUAAGAAGAUGGACGAUUUACAGGAGAAAAUGGACGUCUCCGGCGAGAAGGAACUGUUUUUUCAAGUGUGCUCAAGCGAUAAGGAGAAGAAGGGGGAGAAGGUGUUCGAUGUGUUGCAGAAUGUGCCUGUUAUUGCUCAAAAUUCCGAAUUUUUGCCGGACGUUCAAAGUUGUAUCGAGAUUGACUCGAGCAGUGUCAUCAGUAUACCGGAGAACCAGAUUGUGAAGAUACAGUACCAUGGGGAGGACGGAGUGGUCAACACGGAGUACAUCGUCAACGAAGAAAUCCUCCAGGUCCACCUCACCAACCAAAACCUGGAAGCCAAUUACCUCGACAUUAACGAAGACCAAAUAAUUUAUAAUCCCUCGAAUGCCACGACAUACGAUGACCCCACGAAAACGAUCGAAUUGACCUCCAAGGAAGCAAGUCCAGACGAACUCAACACGAACAUUCAAACGACGUCGAUCCUCAGCCCCAAAAGCGAAGGAGAGGAAAUGCCCGAGACCGACCUGACGAGCCUCAACUGGCUGCACAACAUCACGAACAUCAUGGCCGUCCCCAACCUGCCCACCCCUCCCGUCUCCCCCAAACCCAAGAAAAAAUCCAACUCCAACCAAGAGGACCUCACCAUCAACAUCAACUACUACAAGAAGAACGGCGACAAGAAGCCGCCGUUCUCUUACGCCACCCUCAUUUGCAUGGCCAUGGGCAAGAACGGGAACAAGAUGACGCUGUCGGCGAUCUACCACUGGAUUAGGGAGAAUUUUUUGUACUAUAGGAAGGCGCAUCCCAGUUGGCAGAAUUCGAUCCGACACAAUCUCUCUUUGAACAAAUGCUUCGUCAAGGUGGCGCGCUCCAAGGACGAGCCCGGCAAGGGCGGGUUCUGGAAGCUGGACCUCGAGCGGCUGGAGGAGUCCCGGCGCUCCAAGCGCCGGUCGAGUUUGACCGUGCGCGUGCCGCGCAACCGGGACGCCCCCCACAAGCCCGUGCGCAAGGCCCGCAGGUACAGGCCGCCCCAGAGCACCGGCGAGCGCAAGCACAACAUCCUGUCCAACAUAUCCAUCUGCGGCGAGACCGACGUCGAGAACUGCGACGACGACGACGACAAGGAGAAGGGCAAGCCCGACGACAAGGAGGUCCAGGUGCCCAGCCAGAACGUGAUAACCGAGCCGGUCAACCAGCUGCUCCCCGAGGACGAGCUGACCGGCUUGCUGCUGGCCACCAACGGCUGGGACGAGUGCCAGCUCGAGCUGCUCGACUCGUUGCUCGAUUCUUUGUAAUCUUCAUGUUUUUACACAGAGUGGUUUGUGCCUUCUUGUGUAGCACUGUGUGAAUUAGGUUGUCGUUAGGCGACUUUGUGUUAACUUUUGUACAGUUGCUCGAAACUCUUCCGUCCAUUAUCUGAGAUAGUCUUAGAGGAUAAAUAUUUUAAUAUAUUGUAUUGUUAAGAGUGAAGCGAGUCCGUCCUGCUCGGACGCGGGCGGCUGCCGGCCCCGGCGUGCUUCAAUGUUAAUAAUGGCCGGGGGCGGACACCGCCCGCGAACCGACGCCUGUUUGUAUCAUACACUAGAUUUAUAAUUAUUGGUUCUUUUUCGGUGAUCCUAGAGUUAAGUUCUGGGUCUAGUCUUAGUUGAGAUCUCUACUUUACCGAACGGUAUUUUUUGUAUUUAAAGUGAAAAUAGGUUGUAAUAGAUUUUUGAACAAACUGUAAAAAUGUAUUCUAGUCUUUUGCAAUAUUUGUAAUUUUACACAGUUUGCUCAAAUGUGCUAAACAAUGAUUGUAUUCUGACCUUCAA